Molecule: messenger RNA, 918 nt
Organism: Saxophila tyrrhenica
Lineage: Eukaryota; Fungi; Ascomycota; Dothideomycetes; Mycosphaerellales; Extremaceae
Exons: 4
Coding region: 1-918 (305 amino acids)
Biological process (GO): protein folding
Cellular component (GO): endoplasmic reticulum membrane
Source: RefSeq, a predicted model, not a curated record
AUGCCUUCGACGCAGUACGGGAAGUUCUAUGAGCUCUGCAGGAAUACGGGCAACCUGAGGUCAACACUGCCCGUGUGCAAUCUGUUCUACGAGUCUCCGUCAAGAAGGGGUGGAGGCUUUGGUGAUGGCUGUAAUCUGACGGGCAUACCAUUGAACGGGGGCGACGAGCGUCUGGCCAAUUUGGGCUCCAUACUGAUCGCGUUCUUCGCGAUACUCACCUCACUCGUUCUAAUAUGGAGGUCGGAGCGUAAGAGGGCUGCUGUGGGCCGGAGAGAGAUGCAAAUCUUCCUCCUCGGCUACAUCGUCAUCUCCAUCUGCGAAAUCUUCACCAUCGGCUGGUUCCCGCUCGACGGCGCGAUACGACGAGGCUUCGCGGCGGUACACAUUGCGACCAUAAUAGCCACGCUCUGGAUCCUGAUGAUGAACGGCGCCGUGGGAUACCAGCUGAUCGAUGACGGCACUCCACUAUCGCUAGGACUGAUCUUCGGAUCUGCGGCAUUGCUUUUUGUUGGAACUGGUUACAUCGCACUUGACACUGGUUUCAGCUUCACCAACUACUGGAAGGACACGUUGAGUCAGCCAAAUCAGGCUUACGCACUGUACACGCUCUACCAGCUAGUGCCAUUGGUCUUCCUCGUGGUGUUCUUCAUUCUGGAAGCCGUGCUGGUGCUGCGGGUGCUGGGCGAGACAAAACCGAUGAUCUACCUCGUCGUCGCCGCCCUCCUCUUCGCCAUCGGCCAGAUCUUCCAAUAUGUCAUCAGCCGAUUCAUCUGCAAUGGCACCAACGGCGCGAUCAACGGUGGCCUCUUCGAGACCGGCUUCAACCUCGCCGCUGUCAUCACGAUAUGGAUCUUCUGGUCCAGCAUUACGGAGGACGACUGGCCGAUGCCACCUCCGGGUGGAAGCACGUACACCUAA